CGCCAAGGCACCGGAGGGAGAGGGAUGUCCUCGCUGCGGAGGGUACGUUUACGCCGCCGAGCAGAUGUUGGCCCGAGGAAGGGCUUACCAUAAACUGUGCUUCAAGUGCAAAUUGUGCCGCCGCACUCUGGACUCGACGCUUCAUUGCGAUGGUCCCGACCGCGAGAUAUACUGUCGAGCAAUGGCACAGGGAAUGCUUUAAGUGUGCCAACUGCUCGAAAAGAUUAGACUCCGUCAACUGCUGCGAAGGUCCUGAUAAGGACAUUUAUUGCAAAGUAUGCUACGGAAAGAGGUUCGGACCGAAGGGUUAUGGCUACGGCCAGGGUGGCGGCGCCCUGCAGAGUGACUGCUACGCCAAUGGCUUGCUAUCCGAAGAAAUUCGGUCCGCGGGGUGUCGGCCACGCCGGGAUUAUGUGGAUCGGGCUGCAGUGCGAUAUUGAGGACGAGGGGUACGCGCCCC
This is a messenger RNA of Wasmannia auropunctata (little fire ant), 460 nucleotides long. RefSeq names its product muscle LIM protein Mlp84B-like. NCBI's taxonomy places the organism in Eukaryota, Metazoa, Arthropoda, Insecta, Hymenoptera, Formicidae. The record is from RefSeq and is a predicted model, not a curated record. The transcript is spliced from 5 exons. Gene Ontology annotation, cellular component: Z disc; nucleus; cytoplasm. Gene Ontology annotation, biological process: sarcomere organization; muscle tissue development. Bases 150 to 440 code for a protein of 96 amino acids. Gene Ontology annotation, molecular function: actinin binding; structural constituent of muscle.